Messenger RNA from Oryctolagus cuniculus (rabbit), 3570 nucleotides. The record is from RefSeq and is a predicted model, not a curated record. Lineage: Eukaryota; Metazoa; Chordata; Mammalia; Lagomorpha; Leporidae.
CGUGUGCAUGUCUUAGAUUUGGAUGCCUCUCCCGGAAGUCACCAGCGAGAUGAUUCCCCAGCCUGUCUGACCAGGGCUUCUGGCACACAGCAGCACUCCGCUGACCAUCUCUGGUCUCUGCAGUGGAGGUGCAGGCCAGGUCAGGAGAAGAGUCAGGCCCCGUUCCGGGGCAGCCCCUACUCCAUCCACAUCCUUAGCUCUGCCCAACUAGAAUUGGAGCCCUGCUGUCUGAGGGUAGCUGAGAAGUGUCACUCUGGUUACCCGGCUCCUCAAAUCCCAGUGGACAAAAUAAUUUUUACCACAACACACACCCCAGGGUGUAUUUUUCUUGAAGUAGAUGAAAGCUCACACCUGCCGCACCUGCUGCGGGAUGCUCCCUGGGCAGGCACUUCUCAGGAGGACAGCUUUGUCUUCGUCUUAGAGUUUGCAGGCCGUCCUCCCUUUGAACAUUCACCCACCAGAUUUUAUACUCAAAAUGGAGAGCUCAUCCUGGAUUCCAGCUGCUGCAGUUUUGUGAACCCCUGGAGCCACAAGGUUGCCUUCAUCAUCGGUCAGCAUAAGGCUCAAACCCGCUUGCUGGUGGUACACCUCCACGGGCUCUCGGAACAAGCUGAUAUGAACAGGUGUUCUGGGUGUUCCGUCCAUGCCCGUCUGCCAUGGCAAAGGGCAAACUGGAUGAAGCAGUUACUGUGCGUGUGGUCAUCCUGUCUCUGUAGAACCAACGUUAAAAAUGCAUUGUUGAUCCUUACUGUGCACGUGUAUAAUUUUGGAGACUUACUUUUACUCUUCCCUAAGCUGAACCUGCAGCAGGUCUGCUCCAGAGUGAAGGAAAUUCAGAACCGUGGUCAGCAGCUCUCCGUUCGGUCCGCGACCAAACUGUCCACGCAGCCAGUGACAGAGAUGUGCACGGUGCCGCCUGGUGGUGGUGGUAGUGAGUCAGCAGCGCAGCCCAGAGCCCCGGCAGUCAUGGGUGUGAGCUCUGAGCAGAAAGCCUUGACCCUGGUGCUGGUUUUCACCUUUAUCUUCCCAGAGGGCAGUAGUAAUAUUACUAUAGUAGUAAAAUUGAUCAACUCCAUAAGAAGUGGUAGCAGCAAACACUGCCCGGGAGCUCAGUGGUUCCAGAGUGUAGCUGCAGCUCGUGUCUACACGAGAAUUCACGUUAUAUACCAGCAGACACGGGGGUUGGCCUCCCUGUUUGUGCUGUCUAUAAACCAAGACUUGACUUUAGAAUACAUUUCAGGAGUACAUUCCAAAUGGAGAGUCUUUAUGAUCUUACCUGUUCUUUGCUUCCUCACAAAGGUUUUUCAUGGCACAUCCUUUCAUUCCCUUCCAGAUGAGGAAAAGGCCUUUUCAUCCCCCAAAACACUGAAAAACAAAGAUGUCGAUACUGAGUCCUAUGAGGAUAUGAGGGGAGCACAGCACAGCCCCUCCUAUCAGGAGAUGAACUGUAUUGAUAGCAUCAUCGGAUACCCGAGGAGCUGCAGCGUCCCUGCUCUGAAGAGGAAGUGUGUGUCCUAGGCAAGCACAGUGUCCUCUGAGGGAGACAUGGCCGCUGGCCUCCGAGUCCUGCGAGGUCACAGCGGUGCCCUUCCCUGCUGGACAGAGAGGGUGCUCCUCAGCCGUCCUCUGCUCACGUUCCCCAGUAACUCUCACCUGCAUUUUCCGGAGCCCCCACCCCUAGAAACACGGCCAAUGGCUUUGGCCUUGGAAGAAUGGAAACGUGGCGGGCUCAUGAAGGCUGUCCUGCCCGCCCACAUACAGAAGGAAGAGCAGGAUUGUGACAGAUUCCCGGAAAAGAUCCUGGUGGUGCCAUACAGCUCCUGCCGUCAGCAGGAAGGCAGGAAGCAGAGUUCAGUGUUCCGGUGUGCAGAUCUCAGGGUUAGCCAUGGCCCCAGGCCCGCAGCCCAUAUUGGGUCCUCAGUGAAAGGGGAGUGGAGGAACACGUGGAGCCACGCUGAGAGGAGCGGCUCCCCCUUGCAGCUGAAUCAGGUCCAGGAAGUUCCCAGACCCUCCGAAUGUGCAGGUCACGUGAGAAGGAACGCGUGCCUGGAGCGGAGGACACGAGUGAUGCUGACCCUGAACACACAAGGCUCAGUAGUGGUAUUGAAAAAAGACUAGAUAGCACUAGAUCGCAUGAGGCAGCAACAGCCCCUGUCUUCUCGUGGGCAGAAGGAAGAGCUCGCCCAGGUGCACUCCUGGAGUCAGAACCACAUGUCCAUCAGGAACGAGACAGCUGGCCUGCACCGAGGCAUCUGUGCCGGAUCCCUGAAGGCCUCAAUUCUCCCCACGGCCUCUGCAGGGUGAUUCUGUCCCUGCUUUGUUGAUGCGUCUGUAGAUGGUAAACAAGCAGUCGCAGCCUGGGGGUUCUCUGGAUUCUGAGUCUGGGAUGGUGAAGAGUAAAGGCCCUGCUGUGAUGCGUGGUUGAUGAGGGAGCAGAGGGGUGAGGUGCACCUGCACAUGUUGGAAGGAAUGAAAGCUGCAGACUGACACCCGAGACACCUGGUGUUCACACCUGGCAGGACUUUGGUGUGACCGCUCUGCUGUUCUGAGGGCUUCUCAGUGAGAUCAUCUGUGAACAACCAGUGGUGCCAACUGGUGGUGGCGGCGGCCGGAGUGAUAGUGAUGAGGACUGUACUCAUGAUGAGCUCUUCGUUUCCACAAGGAUCAAAAUAAAGAAGCAGGCAUCUAGCCGAGUGCCAGGACCUGGGUUCGAUUCCCAGCUCUAGCUCCUGAUUCCAGCUUCCCACCAGUGCAGACUGGAGGAGCCAGUGAUGUGGUUCCUAACAGGCAAGUGGGACACCUGGGAUUCAGCCUGCCUGCAGCCCUGGGCCAGCCUGGGCAUGUGGGGAGUAAGCCAGCAGAUAGGAGCUCUUUCUCUCUCCUCCUGCCCCCCCAUCUCUGCCUCUCAAAUAAAAAUUUUUUAAAUGUGGGAGGGUGAAGAGUCAAGUUAAAGUUUUAACAGAAAAUAAAGUUAGACGUCCAAGAAAGUAUGAGAUUAAGGCUUAUGAAAGUCACUUAAAGCCUCCCCACCACAACCCCUUUUAAAAACUGAGUAACACUUUUUUGGUUGUGGGAAAAUGCACACAGUGCACAGGAAGUGUGGGGCCCCGAGGGGUCAGCACAUCCGGUUGGUUUCUCAGCCGUCAUCACCACUCGCUCUCCACUCGGCUCAUCUGCGAGCCCAGGUGGUGCCACUGAGCUGUAACCCAUCCUGCCCCUCAACCCUGUGACCACUGUUCUGCCUCCGCCGGAACACGUUCGAUGACGCUGGGCGCCUCGGGUGAGUGGAGUCACAGUGACUUCGUGACCAGCUUCUGUCUGGACCCCAGCUCUGCUUCUGUCACCGUUUCCACCCUUUCGCUUUCCACCUAUUUCUGUCUAGAUCUGAAGUGAGUCUCUUGCAGGUAGCACAGAGCAGGGUCAUGUUUUUUUUAACCUACUCUGCCAGUCUCUGCCUCAAAGUAAUUUCUGAUGAGGAGGGGCCUCCUAUGUCACUUGCUGUCUGCGUACACCUUACAACGUUUUGUCCCUUGUUUCUUGUGCUGCCGUCUUCUUUUGGGUCUGGUUGAU